Messenger RNA from Sphaeramia orbicularis (orbiculate cardinalfish), 792 nucleotides. RefSeq names its product transcriptional regulator Erg. Gene Ontology annotation, molecular function: DNA-binding transcription factor activity, RNA polymerase II-specific; sequence-specific DNA binding. Gene Ontology annotation, biological process: cell differentiation; regulation of transcription by RNA polymerase II. Gene Ontology annotation, cellular component: nucleus. Lineage: Eukaryota; Metazoa; Chordata; Actinopteri; Kurtiformes; Apogonidae. The coding region runs from base 1 to 792 and encodes 263 amino acids. The transcript has 5 exons. The record is from RefSeq and is a predicted model, not a curated record.
AUGGCCAAGUGUACGCUUACUCCACUUGUCAAGUCAGUGCUGUUCCCUGACUGGGCCUACAAACCCGCCUGGUCCCCCGGCUCCAGGCAGGUCCAGCUCUGGCACUUCCUGUUGGAGCUGUUGGGCCGAGGUGAGGGUGGGGCCAUUGGAUGGGGAGGGGAGUGGGGAGAAUUCGUCAUCAGGGAUCCAGAGAGGCUGGCCAAGCUGUGGGGGGAACGGAAAGGCAAACCACACAUGAACUACGACAAGCUGAGCCGGGCACUGAGAUAUUACUACAACAAGAGAAUCCUGCACAAGACCAAAGGGAAAAGGUUCACCUACAAGUUCAACUUCAACAAACUCAUUCUGGUGAACUAUCCAGGAUACCCACCACCAGGACAUCAGCUGGUCCAGAACAGUUUUCCUCUCCUCUCUGCUGAGAGCGGCUUUCCACUAUGUGGAGGAACAGGGUCAGUGAUGGACAGAGCGGCUCAGCCUGUGGUCCACCCCUUCUUGCUCUCGUACUGCCUGCCCAAACCCAUCCCGACACCACGGGUUCUUCAAAGUACCUUCCCCUUCAUCUCCGCCCCUUCACAUCCCGGGGCCGACCUGAGAGAGCUGGACUCGGGCCUUCUUCCACCUCUGGCCUCGGCUCUCCAUGUGAGCUCACAUGGCUGGCCACAUAGGAACGCUGCAGGGUGGGAUCUGAACCACAUCAGUCAAAGUCUGUUUGGUGGUGGAGCAAAGCACACUCAAAGUCAAGGAGAAGAGAGGAGAGUGGGAGGUGAUGAACAGAUGGGGAAGUUGGAAUGA